Messenger RNA from Arabis nemorensis, 465 nucleotides. NCBI's taxonomy places the organism in Eukaryota, Viridiplantae, Streptophyta, Magnoliopsida, Brassicales, Brassicaceae. The record is from the annotation of a GenBank genome assembly.
AUGGCGGCUGCGAAGGAGAUCCUGACACGACCAGUGUUGGCGACGAUACGGCUUAGGGUUCCGGCCGGAGGGGCAAAACCAGUACAACCAAUCGCUCCGGCGUUAGGGCAGUACAAGCUUAACCUGAUGGCUUUCUGCAAGGACUUUAACGCUCGGACACAAAAGUACAAACCUGACACUCCGAUUGCCGUGACGAUAACGGCGUACAAGGACAAUUCGUUCGAUUUCACACUUAAAUCUCCGACAGUGUCGUGGUUCAUCAAGAAAGCAGCCGGAAUUGAUAAAGGGAGCACACGACCGGGACAUUUGACGGUGACGACGCUUUCGGUGAGACACGUGUACGAGAUCGCGAAGGUGAAGCAGACGGAUCCGUUUUGUCAGUAUAUGCCAUUGGAAUCGAUUUGCAAAUCUAUCAUUGGUACUGCUAAGUCUAUGGGGAUCAAGAUCGUUCAGGAUUUGGAGUAA